AUGGCUGCCCAAGCCGCCGCCGCCGCCAUUCGUCUGACCGCCUCGGCGAACGAAUCCACCGCAAUUGAAGAAGCCGCUGCAAUUGUAAUCCAAUCCGUUUUCCGAUCUUAUCUGGCGAGAAAGGCUCUUUGCGCACUAAAAGGGUUGGUGAAAUUACAAGCGAUGGUGAGGGGCCACCUGGUCAGAAAACGAGCCACCGAAACUCUCCGGUGUAUGCAAGCUCUAGUGACGGCUCAGGCCAGAGCCCGAACCCAGAGGAUCAAAAUGGCCGAAGAUUCUAAGCCCACCGCCAAUCACUGGCACUCCGCCCACCGAAAAUCCUUCCAAGAAAAUCGCCUCCGUCAAUCCCAUCAAGAAAUCGACAGAGAAAUGGAAGAGAACAUAAAGAUCGUGGAGAUGGAUUUGGGUGGCCUGAAGAAUCGCAAUAGCUACAGCCAUUACGGGUACUCGAAUCAAGAAAGCUACCAUCUCUCGCCGGCGCCGUCGGCGCUGACGGACAUGAGCCCCAGGACUUACAGCGGCCAUUUCGAAGAUUACGGCUUUCAGAACAGCCCCCAAAUCCGGUGCUUCUCCACCGUGGAGAAACCGGACCCGAAUCGGCCACCGUUCGAAUUUCCCAGAUCGGAAUAUGCGGAAUCUUUGCCUUAUGGUUACCCACUUUUCCCCAAUUAUAUGGCGAAUACAGAGUCGUCGAAAGCCAAAGCGCGGUCGCAGAGUGCCCCCAAGGCGCGGCCGGAAUCGUUGGAGCGGCAGCCGAGCCGGCGGCGGGCGUCGGUGGAAGGGCGGAACAUUCCGAGGGCGGUGAGAAUGCAGCGGUCGUCUUCGCAUUUGAGCUCCGCCGCCGCGCAGAGCUACGCGUAUCCUCCAUGGCCGAUCAAGCUCGACAGGUCCACAGUUUCCGAGUGCGGAUCCACCUGCUCCGUCCUCACCAAUUCCAACUAUUGCCGAUCGGUCGCAGGACACGAAGUUCAUGGAAUCAGGUACUAACAAACUGCAUCAAAGCAACUGAUUUUUUUUUUUUAAACCAAGAAGAUGCUGAAAAUAAACUAGCCAAUUCCUGACCUUUCUUUUCAUAACUAUUUCCUUAUUGAGUGUGUGGGUGUUUCGUUUUAAUUCUCAGUGCCAUUCCCAUUGGACUGUAACUAUCAUUGUAAUGUUUUUGUAAGUUUAGUUUAAUUGGUUGUCCAUUUUGUUUAUAAGAUUGAGAGAUAUUGAUUUGUUAUUUAUA
Momordica charantia (bitter melon) is the source of this 1228-nucleotide messenger RNA. Its product is annotated as protein IQ-DOMAIN 19. The record is from RefSeq and is a predicted model, not a curated record. Gene Ontology annotation, molecular function: protein binding. NCBI's taxonomy places the organism in Eukaryota, Viridiplantae, Streptophyta, Magnoliopsida, Cucurbitales, Cucurbitaceae.